CGUCCGCCCGUUUUAUUUCUACUCCGGCAUUUCUUCCUGGACAUCGAUCCUUCCUUCUUCAUACUUUGCUUUCCAAUCUUCCCAUCUUCUGAUUAUACCCCCCCGUUGUUCGUGAUACCACUCCAGCUUUCACAAUGUCUUCUUCUCUUGAGCAGCUCAAGGCCACCGGCACUGUCGUCGUCUGCGACUCUGGCGACUUUGCCACCAUCGGCAAGUACAAGCCCCAGGAUGCCACUACCAACCCCUCUUUGAUCCUGGCUGCUUCCAAGAAGCCCGAGUACGCCGAACUUAUCGACUCCGCCGUCCAGUACGGCAAGAAGCACGGCAGCACCGUCGAUGAGCAGGUCGACGCCACCCUUGACCGUCUCCUGGUUGAGUUCGGCAAGAAGAUCCUUGAAAUCAUCCCCGGAAAGGUCUCCACCGAGGUUGAUGCUCGCUUCUCUUUCGACAAACAGGCCUCCAUCGACAAGGCCCUUCACAUCAUCAAGCUCUACGAGGAGAUUGGUAUUCCCAAGGACCGUAUCCUGAUCAAGAUUGCCUCCACCUGGGAGGGUAUCAAGGCCGCUGAGGUCCUCCAGCGUGACCACGGCAUCAACUGCAACCUGACCCUCAUGUUCUCCACCGUCCAGGCCAUCGCUGCUGCCGAGGCCAAUGCUUACCUCAUCUCUCCCUUCGUUGGCCGUAUCCUUGACUGGUACAAGGCUGCCCACAAGCGUGACUUCGCUCCUGAGGAGGACCCCGGUGUCAAGUCUGUUCAGAGCAUCUUCAACUACUACAAGAAGCACGGCCACAACACCAUUGUCAUGGGUGCUUCCUUCCGUAACACUGGUGAAAUCACCGAGCUUGCUGGCUGUGACUACUUGACCAUCUCCCCCAACCUCCUCGAGGACCUCUACAACUCUACCGCCGCUGUCCCCAAGAAGCUCGACGCCGCCAGCGCCGCCGGCCUUGACAUCCCCAAGAAGACCUACAUCAACGACGAGGCUCAGUUCCGCUUCGACUUCAACGAGGAGGCUAUGGCUGUCGAGAAGCUGCGUGAAGGUAUCUCCAAGUUCGCUGCCGACGCCGUGACCCUGAAGGACAUCCUCAAGCAGAAGAUCCAGGCCUAAAGGGAGACUGUCACUUGCAUUAAUUAACGUUAUGUCCAUGCAAUGUCUUCAUGUAAAAAUUGGCGACCUACAAAAUUGGUUUAGUAGAUACGAAUCAUGAAUGAGUUAUAUCUUUCACUUUUCUUCCCACGUGUGGCUGCAUCUUGCGGGCCUAGAUAAGCUUGUUUGAUCAGGAUUGUAAUUGGAGACCCAGUGGUAGGAAAGCAACAAGCUACCAGCCACCAGCAUGGAGACGGGACUUGUCGAUCUUGAGCUAUCGGACCGGAAGUGGAAAC
Aspergillus pseudonomiae is the source of this 1384-nucleotide messenger RNA. Its product is annotated as sedoheptulose-7-phosphate:D-glyceraldehyde-3-phosphate transaldolase TAL1. The coding region runs from base 135 to 1109 and encodes 324 amino acids. The transcript is spliced from 7 exons. Gene Ontology annotation, molecular function: transaldolase activity. NCBI's taxonomy places the organism in Eukaryota, Fungi, Ascomycota, Eurotiomycetes, Eurotiales, Aspergillaceae. Gene Ontology annotation, cellular component: cytoplasm; intracellular anatomical structure. Gene Ontology annotation, biological process: carbohydrate metabolic process; pentose-phosphate shunt, non-oxidative branch; pentose-phosphate shunt. The record is from RefSeq and is a predicted model, not a curated record.